AAAAAAAAAAAUCUCGCUACGCGCCUGCCCAUCAGUAUUGAGAAAAAUGGCGUUGCAAUAACAACGUAGAACUCUAGUGACUUUGAGACAAAUAUGAGGUGACUGUAUAGACGCGACUCGGCGAGAGAAGUGGGUGGUCCUCCUGUCUUCAUUGAUGUUAUGCUGUAGUCACCUGCUCUAGCUUCGAAACCAUGUUUCACGGUAAACAUCGGCGGCAUUGAUUUGUUUUCGGUACAUACUUUUAUGUCUUAUUAGCAGUUGGUGUCCGUUAUACCUUACGAGAUCGCAUAGAUGCAACGCAGUGUCCUUCGUGACGCGCAAGCACAGCUCUCUCCAUACACAUUGAGUGGCCUCGGAGAUGGCUCACUGACGGAUCUCUGCAGAGUCUCCGAGCCUGGUGGGCGACGUGCACGCUGAUUCGGCGCUGAGCACGUCCAAGCUGGGCAGGCAGUACGUGGCCCUCGACUCGGACUGCAUGAGUGUCAAGAGCGAGCACAACCUCACCAAUGCGCUCAUACAGAACAACUGUCGCGCUCCCAUGGCGAGCCUGGAGUGCCUGGACGAGGGCACACUGUCCAGCGGCAGCUCCGUGCUGGCAAGCCAGCCACCCACCAGACAAGUGUCCACGUUCGCACCGCCUGCUGUACGCUACAGAAAUCUGGGAAAGUCAGGACUACGCAUAUCAAACGUCGGUUUAGGAACCUGGGUGACAUUCGGUUCUCUAAUAUCAGAAGAGGUCGCGGAGGAUAUCGUGACAGCCGCCUUUGACAAUGGGAUCAAUGUCUUCGACACGGCCGACAUUUACGCCGGAGGAAAGGCCGAGGUGGCUCUUGGCAAGGUGCUCAAGAAGAAGCGAUGGAGACGGUCGUCGUACGUGAUCACAACAAAGUUGUUCUGGGCGACAAAGUCUGAUUCCGAACGAGGGCUCUCCAGGAAAGCCAUCAUUGAAGGUCUCCAGGCGUCGCUGGAGCGGCUACAGCUGAGCUACGUAGACAUAAUGCUAAUCAACAAGGCCGACUCAAUGUGUCCCAUGGAAGAGAUAGUGCGGGCGUGCACGUACUGCAUUGACCAGGGCACGGCCAUGUACUGGGGAACGUCACGAUGGAGCGCCGUGGAAAUAAUGGAAGCGUACACAGUGGCGAGGCAGUGUCACCUGGUGCCCCCCGUCGCGGAACAGACCGAGUACCACAUGUUCCACAGGGACAAGGUGGAACUGCAGCUACCAGAGCUGUGCCAAAAGAUCGGGAUAGGCACAAUGUCGUGGUCGCCGCAGGCCUUCGGUGUUCUGACGGGAAAAUUUGACGAAGGCGUCAACCUACUAUCAAGGGGCUCGUUCAGACAAUACGUUUCGGCCGUGACGGACAAGGUGGACCGUCCGGAGAAGGCGAUCUGCGAGGAGUCCGGCGGCCGCUUCACGCGGCAACACUCCAAGCUGCAGGAGCUCUCGUACAUCGCCGACAGGCUCGGCUGCAGCUGCAAUCAGCUCACUAUCGCGUGGUGCUUGAAGAGCGAACACGUGCACACCGUUCUCGUGGGCGCCUCCUCGGUGGACCAGUUGUACGACCACCUGGGCGCAUUGCAGGUGGUUCCCAAGCUGACGUCGACCGUGAUGGGCGAGAUCGAGAAGGUCCUGGACAACCGGCCGCGGCCGGUGCCGCCGCCCAGGUGACAAUUGCAGGAGCCCUGGCUGGGCCCCCGAGCAUGCACCGAUACCAGACAGCCCCGGAUCCCAGCGGCUACAGCCGCAGCAGCACAUCGCGCUCGAACUGGACGACCCGGGCAUGGUCGAAGAAGGAGGCCGUGUGCAGCGCUUCUUCGCCAGCGUCGCACACGCCUGUGUCAU
Rhipicephalus microplus (southern cattle tick) is the source of this 1843-nucleotide messenger RNA. It is a transcript of the gene Hk, whose product is annotated as potassium voltage-gated channel subfamily A regulatory beta subunit hyperkinetic. Gene Ontology annotation, cellular component: voltage-gated potassium channel complex; cytoplasm. The record is from RefSeq and is a predicted model, not a curated record. Gene Ontology annotation, biological process: potassium ion transport; regulation of potassium ion transmembrane transport. NCBI's taxonomy places the organism in Eukaryota, Metazoa, Arthropoda, Arachnida, Ixodida, Ixodidae. Gene Ontology annotation, molecular function: potassium channel regulator activity; transmembrane transporter binding; voltage-gated potassium channel activity.